Molecule: messenger RNA, 6478 nt
Organism: Phlebotomus argentipes
Lineage: Eukaryota; Metazoa; Arthropoda; Insecta; Diptera; Psychodidae
Gene: asp
Product: protein abnormal spindle
Exons: 7
Coding region: 101-6478 (2125 amino acids)
Biological process (GO): mitotic cell cycle; establishment of meiotic spindle localization; spindle organization
Cellular component (GO): spindle pole
Molecular function (GO): protein binding
Source: RefSeq, a predicted model, not a curated record
CAACAAUUCAGUGUGUUUAUUCCCUCGCAAUUGGAUCGUGUGCAUGAUUAAGUGGGUGAUCAGGUAGCUUGCGAGUAGUGUGUGGUGAGAUCGUGAGAAAAUGAGUAGAUUUGAGAUAGGAAUCACGCCAACACGGGUGACGCUUGCCCGGAAGCGUGAUGAGGCACGAGAGGAGACGCUGGUCACCAUGGCGCCCUUUUCGGCCAAAUCCACUGUCAUGUUUGAUGAGAUUCCAGUUGGAAAGGUCGCUCGGCGUGUCCUUCUCGUGGAGAAUCCCACUUCGGUGGAGAGUAGAAUCCUCGUGACGAAGACUUGCAAGCCCGAGUUCUGCAUCGCCCUGGAGUGGACGGAUGCCGUGAUUGAGAGUGCGGGCAAGAAGACGCUGGAGAUUACUUGGAGCCCGCCAAAAGCGGUGGCUUGUCGGGAGGUUAUUCAAUUCACGGACAGUCGCGGCUUCCGGAAGGACGUGGCGGUGGUUCUGAAGUCCGUGGAGCAACGGAAGGGGGUGAAGAAGCCCCUAAGGGCUAGUAAUGCGCCUCAGAUGAAGAGGACAAAGACCAAAACUCCCACUCCACCUCGUCGCGUCGGCCGGAAGGUGCUCAUCUCGCCUGAGGUGGUCAUCAAGUACAAGUCCAAGUCUCCGCGGCUCCGGAAGAUGAUCUCGCCGACAAAGAAGCCCCGUGACAGUGUGAAGAACAAGGAGAAUCAGCUGCCAGUGACUUCUCCCAACAUUUCCACUCUUUUUGAUCAGAUCAACUUCACUCCAGUCGCUGUGACCAAGAAGCCGGAUGCCAACGACAUCGACUACUUGGCAUCUCUGCCGACACCUGUUGCUGGAGCGUCAGGCGUGCAGCGCAGAUUUGAGUGGUCUCCAGAUGAAUACGACUCCAUCCAGUCAUCCGUUCAGCAAUCCAUCCAGCCCAGGCAGCUGCUCCAGAUUCCUGAGGUGCAAGACUGUUCUCGUCUCAGCACGGAAACCUAUGUCAAGGGCGCUUCCAACUCCAAGGACUCCUUCGAAGACUGCCCGGAAAUGGGUCUGGAGGAGCACGUUCCGGAAAUCCACAAGACCUUCGAUGUCACCAAGAGAAUUGAGACACAUUAUGAAAGCACGGAGCAUAUAUCUCGCCAAGUGGACAACAUCGUGCUGACGCCACUCAGGAAGAUCAUCGCGUCUGAGUCGAUGAAGAACUUGAGCGGACAGAGCAAAGAACAGGAGUUUCUCAAGCUUAAUCAAGGCUCUAUGCCGAACUUGCAUGAGAUAGAGAACAUCAACUCAAUUGAGAGUAAUAGAUAUUUCUUCUCUGGAAGUGAAGUGGAAACUCUAAGUGUGAAUGGCGAGAGGCCAUCAACGAUUGCUUUUGACGCCAAUGAAAUCCGUGCUCAGUCUAGUCGAAUGAAUCUUCAUGAAGUUGAGCCUGAUGUGAGUCCAAUUGCGCAAGUUCGUGAGGAUUUGUUCAAAGUGCCAGUGCUUAAGAGACGCAAUGAUCACAUUGCGAUGUCGAAUAUCGAAGUGAGGAGUUCUCUGAUGACACUUUCGCCGCCCAAGAAGUACCGUCCGGAUGAUGUGUGUUCCACCAGAGCUUCCAGUGCUGAUGGAUUGUCUAUGAAGUCGUGGUCACGCUAUCAACCCAAGAAACUCAAACCUCUGGUGCUCGUGAAGCCGAAGAGGAGCGUGACGCCGAAGAAAGAGGAUCGCGAAGUGACUCAGAUCUACGAUGUGAAUGUUCUGAGAUAUGUGAAUCCUGAUCCUUUCGCUGCCACCAUGACCGCUGAUCCGUUCCUCUCGGCCACGGUGUUUCUGGAUGAUGAGGCAGUGGAGAAACUGGAGAAGCACUUCAAGAAAUGGCUGAAUGCUCUUGUAACAGUGCCAGAGGAAUUUGAUGGCGCGGACCAGAAAAUAGACGUUGCUCGUCUGUUUAAUGAAGUGAAGAAUAGGGAAUUGACUUUGGCCCCCACGAAGGAGAGUGUUUCAGCGAAGUAUUUCAUAAAGUAUCGCUUGGAGAAUCUGCGAAAGGCGGCUUCUGAACUGUAUCAGAGACAUGAAAUCCAGCAUAUUCUCUCACAUGUAACUGUUUUGGUGGAGAAGAAGCAACUCACCAUUCAGCAAAAUCGCGAUUUACACAAAGAUAUCGCUCUGCAGCGACAAAUACUGGAGCUGAUUUUCUGCUUCAAUCCAUUGUGGUUGCGAAUUGGCCUGGAGGUGGUGUUCAAUGAGAAAAUAGAGUUGACUUCCAAUCGUGACAUUCAUGGACUGACAAAUUUCAUUCUCAAUCGUCUGUUUCGCAACAAGGCGUUGGAGAAGAAGUCCAACCGCAGCUACAUCUUCACUGCUGAAUAUGGGAUGAAGAUUAAGAAAUUUGCACUGAAGCAGCUGUACCUUCUAAUCUUCUUACUUGACCGAGCGAAGCAGGAGCGCAUCAUCAGGCACAAUCCGUGUUUGUUUGUGAAGGGAGCUCGUUGGAAGGAGUCCAUGGAGAUUAUGACUCAAGUUUCGUCACUCCUUGUGACCAAUGUUGGUGACAUAUUGAGAUACCUAAAGCGGAUUGGAUAUGUGUUGGAACAUAAGCAGACAUAUCUUGACGAAUUUAAUUAUGCCUUCAGCAAUUUGGCCACAGAUUUGAGAGAUGGCAUUCGCCUUACGAGAGUAAUGGAAGUGAUACUAAUGAGGGAGGAUUUGUCGAGAAAUCUGCGUUAUCCUGCUAUAUCGCUUCUGCAGAAGCGACACAAUGCCGAUGUGGCACUGUUGGCACUCUCGGAGGCGGAAUUUGAGAUUAUUGGCAAUAUCACGGGAAAGGAUAUUGCAGAGGGACAUCGUGAGAAGACUCUGUCGCUUCUCUGGCAGAUCAUUUACAAGUUUCGUGCACCAAAAUUCAAUGCUGCCGCUAUGACAAUUCAGAGAUGGUGGCGGAAUUUAUCGCUGAAAGUGACCAUCCGGCGGAGAAUCGCCUACAGGAAGGAGAUUGUGCGUCAUCGCGCUGCCACGGUGAUCCAGAGUGCCGUGAGGGGUUAUCUCACGAGGCGGGCCUACAGAGAGUACCGAGAGGAGCGCAUUGUGGCUACGAUAGUGAUUCAGACAUACUAUCGACGUUUUGCUGCACAGAAGAAUUAUGCGAGAAUUCGCUGGGCGGCACUCACUGUCCAGCGUCGGUGGAAGUCUGUCCGUUUGAUGAGGAGGGAGCGUGCCAUGUUCCUCGAGACACGUGCGGCCGUCAUGAGAGUCCAGCGAUGGUUUCGACGCGUGAGUGUGGCGCGGAGACUGGAGGCGGUCGCCAGGGUGGCUGAUGAGUGUCGCAAGGAGAGAAAAUUACUCAACGAGAGUGCCAUUGUCAUUCAGAGGGCAGUCAAAUCUUAUUUCAUCCGAAAGCGACUACGUGACACUGUGGAUAAGGUGGUGAAAUUCAAUCGACAGCAGAAAUUGGAGUAUAACGCCGCCACAGCCAUACAGUCCGUGUGGAGGAUGAGACGCGUGAGGAGGCACUUCGUCACUCUCAGAGCUGCCACAAUCACUAUUCAAGCAUCUUGGCGACGGUGUCAAUUGGCCAAGACAGAGCAUAGCCAAUUUCUUAAACUCAGAGCGGCUGCUGUUAACAUUCAGCGUCAAUGGCGUGCACAACUGGCCAUGAAGGAGCAGAAAUUCCAAUUUUUGAUCAUAAAACAAGCUGCUUUGCUCAUUCAGCGACGCUUCCGCGCACGUCAAGCUAUGAAAAUGUCCAGGCAUAAAUUUCAAAGCUUAAAGAAGAGUACAAUAAUCGUACAACGUAGAUUCCGCGCCAAUCUCGCCAUGAAGCGGGCCCGAGAAGAAUUUGAGUGCCUCAAGAUAGCCACUCUAGCAAUCCAAAGGCGUUACAGAUCCAAGAAGUUGAUGUUAAAGUAUCAGUUUGAUUUCAUCUGUCUCAAAGAGUCCGCAAUCACUAUUCAGAGUUUUUUCCGUGGAUAUUUGCUAAUGAAGACUCAGAGGAAGGAAUUUGUACAGCUCAGAAAGGCCACGAUGAUUUUGCAGAGCCGCUUCAGGGCUAAUCAAUUGAUGAAGCAUCACAAAUCUCAGUACCAGGAAUUGAAAAGAGCCACUCGAGUAAUUCAAGCUCGAUUCAGGGCAAAGAGGAUUAUGAAGGCCAUUAGAGGGGAUUUUAUGCAGAAAAAGCAAGCAGCUUCUGUGAUUCAGGGACGUUUUCGAGCGACGAGACUGAUGAAAAGCCAGAGAUUGGAGUUUAUCAAGUAUCAAUACUCCACUACGGUCAUCCAGAGAUAUUUCCGUGGCUGGAAGAUGAUGAAGACUGAGAGGCAGAAGUUUUUGCAAAUAAAAUCUGCUGCUGUGAUUAUUCAGACUCGUUUCCGUGCACAGAAGAGUAUGAAGAAAUUACGAGGGGAAUUCUUGAAACAGAAGAAGGCGGUUAUCUGUAUUCAAAAUUGGUGGAGAUCAACUGUGGCUGGAAGGGAAUGCCGAGAAAAUUUCAUGAACCUGCGAAAAAGUACUGUUACGAUUCAGAGAUUGUUCAGAGGAAAGCUAAUGAUGAGAAAACAUCGAAGUGAUUUUCAGACACUCAUGAAAGCUUCUGUUACAAUUCAACGAUCUUGGAGAGCAAAGGUGGCAAUGAAGAAGUGUCGUGAGGAAUUCUUGCAGCUUAAGAAUUCUGCAAUCGUCUUCCAGAGAAGAUUCCGCGCUAAGAAAGCGAUGGUUGAACGCCGAAUGGAGUAUUUGAAGAUGAAAUCUGCCGCUGAGAUUAUUCAGAGGAAAUGGAGAGCCACUGUUGUGGCCAGGAAGCAGAGAGCAGAGUAUCUGAAGUUGAAGAAUGCAGCGGUGAUUAUUCAGAGAAGGCUUAGAGCUACUCUCAAGAUGAAGGAAUGUCGUGGGAGAUUCAUCCAAGAAAAAACUGCUUGUGUACGCAUUUCAAUACGCUGGAGAGCUGUUCUUCUGAUGAGGCAAGAGAGAAGGACAUAUCUUGAGCUACGUGAGCGUAUUGUUUGCCUCCAGAGUCAAUGGCGGGCUGUUUUGAAGAUGAGACAGGUGAAAAAGGAGUACGAAACUCUGAAAACGGCUACGAUGACUAUUCAGAGACGAUUCCGUGCGAAUCGGGUCAUGAGAAUUAUCAGGAAGGAGUAUUCAGCUCUCAAGGAUGCGUCAAUUGUGAUCCAACGACGCUUCCGUGCCCGAAAACUGAUGCUCGACACUCAGAGUGACUUCUUGGCGCUGAAAGAAGCCACCAUUAUGAUUCAGAGGCGAUUCCGUGAGAAGAAACUGACUGAAAUCACUAGAAAGUCCUUCCUUGUGCAGAAGAAUGCUGCAAUCACUAUCCAGAUGCACUUUAGAAGUUUCCUCGAAAUGCGAAGACACCGGGAGGAAUAUAGGAAACUGAGAGAAGUCACUGUAAAUCUGCAGAGAAAAUAUCGAGCCCAUUUGCAGAUGAAGAAAAUUCGCUGUCAAUAUCUUCUCAUAAGAUCUCUAGUUAUUUGUCUUCAGCGGAAAUUCCGUGCUAAAAUUGCCAUGAAAGGCAUUAGGAAUGACUAUAUGACUCUAAAGCGUGCUGCGAUAUUUGUCCAGCGGAGAUUCCGGGAGAAAUUGUCAUCCAGAAGGCUGAGGGAGGAGUUUGUGGCGUCCAAGGAGAAAAUUGUGAAGAUUCAAGCUCUUGCUCGUGGAUUUCUGGCCAGGAAGCGCUUUGCCGCGAUGAUGUCUCCGGAGGCAAUUGAGAUGCGUCGUCGAGUGAAGGCGGCAAAAACCAUUCAGGCCGUCUGGCGUGGAUAUGUGACGCGCAAGAAGAAGCAAACGGCGUCUAUGAAGGAGAUUGUCGAGAAGAUCGUACACACAAGGAGGAAUGCUAAGCCCACGGACACCAUAAGAUACCAUCUUCGUGUGGCGAUGCGUGUGCUGAAGGGAAGCUUCGCUGUGGCAGAACUGAAACGUGUCCUCGCGAAGAUGGAAAAUCUAUCUCGAACUGUUCCACACAUCUUGAUUCCAAAUGCUCGUUUUGUGGCAACUUUCUGCUGCUCUGUAAUGGCAGAAGCCAUUCGUUCUGAGCCGCAUAAGCUUCUGAUUGAGAGUUGUGCCCGAGUUAUGCUGAAUUUAGCUCGAUAUGAGCACACAGUGGAGAUUGUUUUCCUGCCGAAUGCUUUCACCAUCAUUGCACAAAUGCUGCUUCGCUGGUGUGACAAGCAAAGUGGGAUUUUUAACACACUCUGCACGCUGAUUUGGGUGUUCAUUCAGGAUCCCAGGAAGAAUGAAAAAAUCAGGGAAUUCAUGGUCACGCGCGAUGCAUUGUUUAUGGCGCGAGAGAUUAAGAAAUUGGUGUUGAGGAAGGAGAACAUGAAGAGAAACACCCAGCGAGUGUCAGAACGCGGUCAAGUCGAUCAGCAAUCACUGAGGAAAUUGCCAAGCCUCAAGCCCGACUAUGGCGUCAUCAGGAAUCAGGUGUACGUGUUCAAUUGCUCCAUCUUUGCCUUUGAUACGAUUCUCAGUAAAAUGGACAUUAAUCUCAUGCCAUAA